Messenger RNA from Tachysurus vachellii, 1098 nucleotides. RefSeq names its product even-skipped homeobox 1 (gene evx1). The transcript is spliced from 3 exons. Lineage: Eukaryota; Metazoa; Chordata; Actinopteri; Siluriformes; Bagridae. The record is from RefSeq and is a predicted model, not a curated record. Gene Ontology annotation, biological process: regulation of transcription by RNA polymerase II. The coding region runs from base 1 to 1098 and encodes 365 amino acids. Gene Ontology annotation, cellular component: nucleus. Gene Ontology annotation, molecular function: RNA polymerase II cis-regulatory region sequence-specific DNA binding; DNA-binding transcription factor activity, RNA polymerase II-specific.
AUGGAUAGUAGAAAGGACGGGUUAAUGAGGACCGAGGGUGGUCACACUGGCACACUGGGCUGUAAUUUCUCCGAAGUUUCUGACGACCAUCAAGAUAAGGCGUCUCGCCGAAACGGCACUAUCCCGGACUGUUUUCCUUAUUCACGGGACCGAGUACACCAGACGAGGGAGGAUGCGCAGAGCGGCACUUUCAAGGAAAUGAGACACACAAGUAAGCCGUGUGCGCAGAAGCAAGAGCUCCCAGAUCUCCCGAAGAGAGAAGCGAGCAGCUCCGAGGCGGAAUCAGACUUCUAUGACGGAACUGAUGCGAGUUGCACCCCUGAACGCAUGGAUUAUCACAAUGCACAAGGACGCGAGUCUCCGAGUCCCAGCACAGAGAGCACAGUAGAUGACGUGAAGGUGAACACAUGCCCCGGGGGCCUCUCAUACGGCUCGGAUCAGAUGCGACGCUACCGCACAGCUUUCACCAGGGAGCAGAUAGCUCGACUUGAAAAGGAAUUUUACAGGGAGAAUUACGUGUCCCGUCCACGCAGAUGUGAACUGGCAGCCGCCUUAAAUCUGCCUGAAACUACAAUCAAGGUCUGGUUCCAGAACCGGCGUAUGAAGGACAAAAGACAACGGCUGGCUAUGACUUGGCCUCACCCAGCCGACCCAGCAUUUUACAGCUACAUGGUGAGCCACACGGGGAACCUGCCGUAUUCGUUUUCUUCCCAUCUCCCUGUGGCCUACUACUCCCCCCUGGGUGGUAUGGCAGGGGGUUCAGGAACAGGAGCUUCAGCUCCUGCGUUUGCUAACCCUUUGCGCUCACUGGACACUUUCAGGCUUCUUUCUCAUCCAUAUCCGCGUCCCGAGCUGCUUUGCGCGUUUCGACACCCGUCGCUGUACGCAAGCGCAGGUCACGUCCUGGGUCCCGGGAGCGCGUGCUCGUGUCUUGCUUGUCAAUCAAACGGGACUGCUCAGAGGACGCAGACAAACGCAGACAUCACAUGCUCGUCCACCAGCAGAGAUGAUACAUUCCUUAUGUUCUCGCCGGCCUUUCUCAGCAAGUCACCGUCUGUUUCUGUUGAUCAGAGGGAGCAAGUACCGUUGACCAGAUAA